This is a messenger RNA of Neurospora tetrasperma FGSC 2508, 2978 nucleotides long. RefSeq lists its product as uncharacterized. Bases 226 to 2652 code for a protein of 808 amino acids. Gene Ontology annotation, molecular function: phosphatidate phosphatase activity. The transcript is spliced from 3 exons. The record is from RefSeq and is a predicted model, not a curated record. NCBI's taxonomy places the organism in Eukaryota, Fungi, Ascomycota, Sordariomycetes, Sordariales, Sordariaceae. Gene Ontology annotation, cellular component: actin cortical patch.
GUCCGCGACCGAUACCGCGAACACCUGUUCAACUUCCGCCACCGCACCCUCCCGCGACACAAGGUUCGAUUGCAGACUAGGAUAUACCGAUUCAUCCUUGAAAGAAGAAGGAAGAAACAGGCGGGUGGGAGAUUGGUGGAUAUCAUCCGCCGCCAGAGCCGGCGGUUGGUGUAUGGGACCGGUGCCCAAGCGCUGCCGCAGCGCAAAACCGACGCCAACGACAAGAUGACGUCCCCAUACACCCACGGCUACACCGGCCAGUAUGGCGCCAACGAACAAUCGUAUGAAUCCGGCUCCCGCCGCCGAAAACUCGCCGCCAUGGCCGGUAGCGUCUACCGCGCCGGCGUAGCGGCCGCUUCCGAGAUCCGCGAGCAAUACAGCCAAACCCGCCUGACGCGCGACAUGGGUGAUGGAUCGCCAGAGCAGGUGCACAUUCCGGGCGCGUUCCCGGAGGUACCUAUCAUUCACAAGGGACAGGAGCAGCUGAUUUUGUUUCCUUCGUACGCAAAGCGGCAUGUCAAGGGUAUUCACCUGCCUAGGCGGCCUUCGGACUUGGGUGGGAAUGCGUACGGCACACCGAACGGAGGCGGGAACGGUAUUGGCCCUGGAGUGGAUGAGCGGGAUUACUGGACAGCAGAGUGGAACAGGCAUGAGGAUGAGAAGGCUGUGGUGGAUGUGGACAUUCGAGGCUGGAUAUAUAUGCCACCUAAGGGCCCGAUGUCGAGGAAGAAUCGCAUGGUGCUGGGGGUUGCGAGAAGGCUGAGCGGGCUACCACAGACUGCAGCGCUGCAGGCAGGUGCAGGGUCGCAACAGGGAGGCGGUGAUUUGCGGAGGACGGUGACUGAUCUGGAAGGGCUUGGGGAAGAGGAAAGGAUCGCGAAGGAGGCGAGGGAGAUUGAACGGAGAGGACAGGGCGAGAAGGAAGCGGCUAUCAGAGGCGAGUACAGUGAGCGGCCUAGGGCUGAUGAUAUGGAUGAUGGGUUUGGCGCAAUGAGGCAACGACGCUCGCCAUCGCCGCCGAGUUCGACAGCGCCGGUGAGGACGAACUCCGGCUUGGGAGCAUUUCCCUCGGAGAUGACGGAGGCGGAAUUAGCGGCUGCGAACGCGAAUCUGAAUGCGCGGUUAGCGCCCUUCAUGGCUACGCCGCUGGUCGGGUUGCCCAUCACGCUCUUCUUCUACAACGAUCAGCGGUCCAAGUCCAAGACGAUUGAGACGAAUGCGUCAGGUCACUUUAUCGCUCGCGUACCGUUGGACUUUGUCCCGACACACUUCCGAGUGCUUGCCAACGAGAACAUCUCAACCACCCAGCCUGUCGAGGUUAUCGAGCCAAGGGGAGUCAGUUUGAUCAGCGAUGUCGACGACACCAUUAAGCGGUCGAAUAUCAAUGGUGGUGCCAGGGAGAUUUUCAGGAAUACUUUCGUCCGUGAUUUGGCGGAUCAGACUAUUGACGGUGUCAAGGAGCUGUAUACUUCUCUGCACAAUAUGGGAGUGAAGCUGCAUUAUGUUUCCAACAGUCCGUGGCAACUGUACCCCGUCUUGGCUACUUUCUUCUACAAGGCUGGGCUACCUCCUGGUUCGAUAGACCUGAAGCAGUACAGCGGUAUGCUGCAGGGUAUCUUUGAGCCAGUUGCCGAAAGAAAGAAGGGCACUCUGGAGAGGAUACUACGCGACUUUCCUGAAAGGAAGUUUCUCCUUGUGGGCGACAGCGGAGAGGCUGACCUGGAGGUCUACACCGACCUGGCGCUGGCUUAUCCCGGUAGGAUAUUGGCCGUGUUCAUCAGAGAUGUCACCACACCCGAGCAGGUGGACAUGGGGUAUUUCACUUCGAACACACAGGCUACGGACAGGAACAAUGGACUUGAGAGAAGCGACAGCGGCAGGAGGAGAGCACAGACUAUGCGGGCUGCUACGGCCACGAACACUAGAGACGUGGCGCCGCCGCCGCCGAAACUUCCGCCACGGUCGUCUCCUCAGCCUAAGGGGCCCAUCAUGGGUGAUCUAAUUGAUCUAUCGGAUGACCCCCCUCAACAGCCUGUACAUGACCCUCGAACCAGCAGUCUCAACGCCAUGCAUGCCAGUAGAUCAACAGGUGACAUCCCGCAAAGGAAAGGACCACCACCACGUCCCGCCAAACCCACAGCACUACGCAGCUCGCCAGCAGAGAUCAAUACCGGCGGUGCUCCUCCCCCUCUGCCACCAAAGCCCCGCGAAUCUCCCCGUCCAAACACUUCGCAUCAGAACUCCUCCGCGUCAGCGCCCGGGUCAGGAUCAGGAUCCAGAGGUCCCGCUCCUCCCCCUCCACCACCCCGUCGCACCAGCACCAGUCGCACUUUAGGAAGUGGCAAUGGUGGUCGCUCCAACACCUUCCUCCCCGUCCGCCCCGCUACGUCUUACGACACCAUGAACGGGGUCAACGGCGCGUCUGUGUAUGCCACUAGUAACUCUGCUUCAGGAGGAGGCGCGAACUCGCCGGUGAACAAAAAGUUGGAGAUUUGGCUGAGACGAUUGGCAGAGGCACAUGAGCUGUUGGAAAAGCAGGGGGUCAAGUUGUAUACGUGGAGAGAGGGGAGGGAUGUGGUGGCGGAGGCGGAGGGGAUUGUCAGGGAAGCGAUGAGGGGGUUUAACCAAGGGGUGGGAGGGAGGAGGUCAUAGUGUGAUGGCUGUGUUGGUAGCUGUGGAGAUAGUAUUGAGGUGGAGGAGGUUAUCUGGGAUGCGGAUUUGUAUGUUUACGGGGAUGGGGAACGGAGUGAUAGGGGUGGGAAGUGGUAUAGUUUGAGGUCUUAUAAGUAUACCCAACGCGACAGUAAGGACAGGAGGAGGGCAAGGUGGUCUACGGGUAUUGUGGGCAAUAUGUUAGGACGUUGAGGGCAGGGCAUAGAGGGAUAUGGGUGAAGCAUCGAAGAGAUUGGUAUAUAUUGGUAAUAUAUAGACACACCUUUUAUUCUUAAAGCGGGUAAAGAGAGCUGCUUUGCGAUCAC